CAUAGCAUCCUCCUCCUCGACUGCAGACUCUUCUCAUCGAGAUGCGGAAGAUGGAGGAAGACCUCUGUAACCUGCACGAGAAGGGUCGCACAAUGGAGCAGGAUUCAGAGAUGCUCAACAUGCUUGCCACCGUCUCGGGGCUUAAGACCCGCUUGAAGACUCUGCGCUCAGAAGCUGAAGGAAAGAAACAUGAUAUUGAAGCAAAGCAGAGUGAAUCUGAACAGCAGAAGUUCCACCUGAUUGAGUAACCAGCAACUCCUCCAAGACCUCGAAUGUUGGGUCACUGAAACCUACUCCCAGAUCACAGCUGAUGUCUGCCUUGGAUCUGUGACUGCCAUCCGUGAGCAAAUAACUCUCAACCAGAAUCUUCAGCGAGACUUGGUCCGCCGUGAAAGUCAGCUCAGUGAACUACGCAGCAAAUGUGAGCGUGUGCAAGGUGAUGCACACAUCCAGUCACUGGCUCAAGAGAUGACUGACCACCUUGCCUUCCUGAGUCAGACCAUCUGUGACACACGCCUUGUGCUUCAGAACCGUCUGCACCAGCUGAAGGAGAUCCUGGAGAAUGAAAGGAAGCGGUUACCUUCUGAUAGCCAGGACUCAGAGAAAGAGAGUGAGAGUACAAUUGCUUUAAAACAAGAGGACCAGCCCAUCAGUGUAGUAAAAGAACAAGUGCAGCAAGAAGCUGAUAUGACCACGGAACCAGAAACUACUGAAACAACUGUUUACAAAGUGAUGAGAAGGAGAAGUAUUAAGAACGUCGUCAUGAUCGGUGGUAUGCCGGUUGAGACUGAAGAAGUGGUUGAAGAGCCAACUGAUCAGGCUACUGAUGUGGAACCUGAGGGAACAACCACUGUCGUCAGAACUGUUCGUAGAAGGAGCAUCAAGUCCAUUGUCAUGGUAGAUGGUAAACCAGUAGAGACUGAAGAGGUUGUGGAGGAUCCUAUCUCAGUGUCAGAGGAGUUAGUUGAAAAGGACAAUGUGCUCCUGGAAUCUGUUUAUGAGCCUGAUGUGACUGCUCCCACAAGAGAAUUUGUACCAAAGAGAAUGCAGAUCCUGAAAGAUGAAGGAGAGUUCUUGGAUUCUGCUGAAGAAGUUCAGGAACCAUCUGUUGCACCUACCAUAACCACCCAUCAAGUCAUUAGGAGAAUUGUAAAGAAGAUUGUCAUGAUUGAUGGAAAACCAGUUGAGAUUGAGGAAUUAGAAGAUCCUCAGGACAUAUCAGAUGAACUGAUGCAGGGUAAUCUUCCAGUAGAUUCAGUCAUCACUCGAACAACAAGUGAGCCUGACUUGACGACCACUACCGUCAGGACAGUUGUGCGUCGCAGAAUAAAGAAGAUUGUCAUGGUAGAUGGUCAGCCAGUUGAAACUGAGGAAUUCAUUGAAGAACCUGUAGACACCACACUUGAGAAUCUUGAGGAUUAUGCUAAGCAGUCAGUAAUACCUGAAUCAUCUACAGAAUCUGAGACAUUUACAACAGUUAGAAAGAUAAUAAAGAAAAGAAUAAUCAAGAAAAUUGUCAUGGUAGAUGGUAAACCAGUAGAGACAGAGGAAGUUGUAGAAGAACCUGAUGAUGUCACAGAAGAGAUUGUUCAAGCUCUUCCAUCUGAUGCAACUAGUGGUAUCAUCUCACACCCUGAAGAGGAAACUACUACAACUAUUCAUAGAGUCAUCAGGAAGCGAGUCAUUAGGAAAAUUGUUAUCAUAGAUGGUAAACCAGUUGAAACAGAAGAGAUUGUAGAGGAGCCUGAAGAUGUAACACAAGAGUCUAUUGUUCCUUCCGACUCAGUUAUCACAAAAGAAAUUACAGAACCAGAGACCAUAACUACUGUUCGUAGAGUCAUACGAAGAAGGAUCAUCAAGAAGAUCAUUAUGGUUGAUGGUAAACCUGUAGAAACUGAGGAAAUUGUGGAAGAACCUGAAGACGUGACUGAGGAAAUGACACAAGGAAUCUUCCCAACAGAUAGUUCUGCUGUUACAGAAGAAAUUCUGGAACCAGAAACUGUAACCACUGUUCGUAGAAUUAUACGAAAGAAAAUCAUUAAAAAGAUCAUAAUGGUAGAUGGUAAACCAGUAGAGACAGAGGAGAUUGUUGAGGAGCCAGAGGAAGUAACAGAUGAAAUUGGUGAGGGAACACCAAGAGAAGCAGUUAGCAGUGAGAUUAUCACUGAGCCUGAUGAAGUGACCAUGACUACUGUGCGUAAAAUCAUCAGGAGAAGAAUCAUCAAGAAGAUCGUUAUGAUUGAUGGCAAACCUGUUGAGACUGAAGAGGUUGUAGAAGAACCUGAGGAAGUAACUGGGAAGAUGGUUGAGGCAAAACCAGGAGAAUCAGUUAUCACUGAGACCAUCACUGAACCUGAUGAAGUGACCACAACAACUGUGCAUAGAAUCAUCAGAAGGAGAAUCAUCAAAAAGAUUGUGAUGAUUGAUGGUAAACCUGUAGAAACUGAGGAAGUAGUGGAGGAACCAGAAGAGGUGAGUGAAGAGGAGCUACAAGCCUUACCUAAAGACUCUGUCACAACAGAAACUAUCACAGAACCUGAAGAGGUGAUCACAACUCACAGAAUCAUCAGGAGAAGAAUCAUCAAGAAGAUCAUUAUGGUCGAUGGUAAACCUGUUGAGACUGAAGAGGUGGUGGAAGAGCCUGAAGAGAUCAGUGAAGAGGAGCUACAAGCCUUACCUAAAGAUUCUGUGACAACUGAAGUGGUUGAGACAACUCCAGGAGACUCAGUCAUCACUGAGACCAUAACAGAACCUGAUGAAGUAACCACAACUCAUAGAAUCAUCAGGAGAAGAAUCAUCAAGAAGAUCAUUAUGGUUGAUGGCAAACCAGUUGAGACUGAAGAGGUUGUGGAGGAGCCUGAGGAAGUAACUGGGGAAAUGGUUGAGGCAAAACCAGGAGAAUCAGUUAUCACUGAGACCAUCACAGAACCUGAUGAAGUGACCACAACAACUGUUCAUAGAAUCAUCAGGAGGAGAGUCAUCAAAAAGAUUGUGAUGAUUGAUGGUAAACCUGUAGAAACUGAGGAAGUUGUGGAAGAGCCAGAAGAGGUGAGUGAAGAGGAACUACAAGCCUUACCUAAAGACUCUAUAAUCACUGAGACCAUCACAGAGCCUGAGGAAGUCACAACUGUACGUAGAGUUAUCAGAAAGAGGAUCAUCAAAAAGAUAGUUAUGAUUGAUGGCAAACCUGUUGAGACAGAGGAGGUUGUGGAAGAACCUGAAGACGUCAGUGAAGAAAUAGUUAAAGCCUUACCUGCUGAUUCUGUUGUCACUGAGCCUGAUGUUACCACAACUCAUAGAAGUAUCAGAAGAGUCAUUAAGAAGAUUAUUAUGGUUGAUGGCAAACCUGUUGAGACAGAAGAAGUUGUGGAAGAACCAGAUGUCAGUGAAAUAAUUCAGAGCACAAAACCAACUGAUACUGUCAUUACUGAAGAAUUUACAGAACCCACAAUUUCCAGAGUAAUUCACAAAAGAAUUAUGGUUGAUGGCAAACCUGUAGAAGCAGAGGAAGUCAUAGACGAGCCUGUGGACGUUAGUAAAGAAAUGGUUGAGAGAACACCAGAACCUGAUGAAGUAAGUACCACAACUGUGCGUAGAGUCAUUAGAAAGAGAAUCAUCAAAAAGAUUGUGAUGAUUGAUGGGAAACCGGUAGAAACUGAGGAAGUUAUUGAGGAGCCUGAGGAAGUUAGUGAAGAGAUGGUUGAGGGAAUGCCAGGAGAAUCAGUUAUCACAGAGACCAUAAAAGGACCCGAAGGAGUAACCACAAUUCAUAGGAUCAUCAGGAGAAGAAUCAUCAAGAAGAUCAUUAUGGUCGAUGGUAAACCUGUUGAGACUGAAGAGGUUGUGGAAGAGCCUGAGGAAGUAACUGGGGAAAUGGUUGAGGCAAAACCAGGAGAAUCAGUCAUCACUGAGACCAUCACUGAACCUGAUGAAGUGACCACAACAACUGUGCAUAGAAUCAUCAGGAGGAGAGUCAUUAAAAAGAUUGUGAUGAUUGAUGGUAAACCUGUUGAGACAGAAGAGGUUAUCGAGGAGCCUGAGGAGGUAAGUGAAAAGAUGGUUGAGGGAGCUCCAGAAGAAUCAGUCAUCACUGAGACUAUCACUGAACCUGAGGAGGUAAUUACCACUCAUAGAAUCAUCAGAAGAAGAGUCAUCAAGAAGAUCAUUAUGGUUGAUGGUAAACCUGUAGAAACCGAGGAGGUUGUGGAGGAACCUGAGGAAGUCACAGAAGAGGAGUUGCAAGCCUUACCUAAAGACUCUGUUAUCACUGAGACUAUCACAGAACCUGAAGAGGUGACCACAACUCACAGAAUCAUCAGGAAGAGAAUCAUCAAAAAGGUUGUGAUGAUUGAUGGUAAGCCUGUAGAAACCGAGGAAGUCAUUGAGGAACCCGAGGAAAUUAGCAAAGAAAUGGUUGACGGAAUGCAAGAUAAAUCAGUCAUGGAACCUGAAGGGGUAACUACAAUUCAGAAAAUCAUUAGAAAAGUUAAGAAGAUCAUUAUGGUUGACGGUAAACCAGUAGAGACUGAAGAGGUAGUGGAGGAACCAGAAGAGGUCAGUAAGAUGCUGCAAACCUUGCCCAAAGAUUCUGUUGUAACUGAGACCAUCACAGAACCUGAAGAAGUUACCACAACUCAUAGAAUCAUCAGGAGAAGAAUCAUCAAGAAAAUCAUUAUGGUUGAUGGUAAACCUGUAGAAACCGAGGAGGUUGUGGAGGAACCUGAGGAAGUCACCAAAGAGGAGUUGCAAGCCUUACCUAAAGACUCUAUUAUCACCGAGACUAUCACAGAACCUGAAGAGGUGACCACAACUCAUAGAAUCAUCAGGAGAAGAGUCAUCAAGAAGAUCGUUAUGAUUGAUGGUAAACCUGUUGAGACUGAAGAGGUUGUGGAGGAGCCUGAGGAAGUAACUGGGGAAAUGGUUGAGGCAAAACCAGGAGAAUCGUUAUCACUGAGACCAUCACUGAACCUGAUGAAGUGACCACAACAACUGUGCAUAGAAU
Molecule: messenger RNA, 5002 nt
Organism: Penaeus monodon (black tiger shrimp)
Lineage: Eukaryota; Metazoa; Arthropoda; Malacostraca; Decapoda; Penaeidae
Product: titin-like
Exons: 4
Coding region: 469-4980 (1503 amino acids)
Source: RefSeq, a predicted model, not a curated record